This is a messenger RNA of Saprolegnia parasitica CBS 223.65, 354 nucleotides long. RefSeq lists its product as hypothetical. The record is from RefSeq and is a predicted model, not a curated record. The coding region runs from base 1 to 354 and encodes 117 amino acids. Lineage: Eukaryota; Oomycota; Saprolegniomycetes; Saprolegniales; Saprolegniaceae. The transcript has a single exon.
AUGCACGUGCUGGGGGCAGCGCUUGUGCACUGGAUCAACCAUGGGCUUCGCGGCUUGCGCCUCUCCGACGUUGGAUUGGACGAUUCUGGCGCGGCCGUGCUGGCGACGGUGCUGCGCCACGCCUCGAAUACAGCGCCUUUGACGCUCUCGCUGGUCGACAAUAAUCUUUCCCUGGUCGGUGUCAUUGACCUCCUCGCCUCUCUCGCGUCGUGCACAUGUGUGCGCGCUGAAAUCGAGGUGUCCGAGACCCUCCAAGGACACAUGGACGAGCUCGUCGCCGUCGCCACCAAUGUCGGUAUCAAAGCGAUCUGCGACGACGACGUCUUCGAAUUCUAUAGCCCGCUUGCGAUAUAA